CUCACGCGAGACUGACUUUCAGGAAGUUCCACGUCAGUGUCCAGUGCACUGCUCACUGAAAUCGCAACAUUUGGACUCCUACUGCAGCUAUUUACAAUAUAUUAGUCUUAUAGCGACAACACGGGGAUAAAACAUGCCUCUUCGGCUGGACAUCAAGCGGAGGCUGACAGCCAGGUCAGACCGAGUGAAGAGCGUGGACCUUCACCCGACAGAGCCGUGGAUGCUGGCCAGUCUGUACAAUGGCAGCGUUUGUGUGUGGAACCAUGAAACACAGACGCUGGUGAAGACAUUUGAAGUGUGUGACCUCCCAGUAAGAGCCUCCAAGUUUGUGGCCAGGAAAAACUGGGUCAUCACUGGAGCGGAUGACAUGCAGAUUCGGGUGUUCAACUACAACACCUUGGAACGGGUCCACAUGUUUGAGGCCCACUCUGACUACAUCCGCUGCAUCGCUGUUCACCCCACCCAGCCGUACAUCCUCACCAGCAGUGAUGACAUGCUGAUCAAGCUAUGGGACUGGGAGAAGAAGUGGUCGUGCAGCCAGGUGUUUGAGGGUCACACUCACUACGUCAUGCAGAUCGUAAUCAACCCGAAAGACAACAAUCAGUUUGCCAGUGCCUCCCUAGACAGAACCAUCAAGGUUUGGCAGCUGGGCUCCUCAUCUCCCAAUUUUACUUUGGAGGGCCACGAGAAAGGAGUGAACUGUAUUGACUACUACAGUGGAGGAGACAAGCCUUACCUCAUUUCAGGGGCUGAUGACCGCCUGGUCAAGAUCUGGGACUACCAGAACAAGACCUGUGUUCAGACCCUGGAGGGCCAUGCCCAGAAUGUCUCCUGCGUCAGCUUCCACCCAGAGCUGCCAAUCAUCAUCACAGGAUCAGAGGAUGGUACGGUGCGCAUCUGGCACUCUAGCACUUAUCGCCUGGAGAGCACUCUGAACUAUGGCAUGGAGCGAGUGUGGUGUGUGUGUGGCCUCAGGGGCUCCAACAAUGUGGCGCUGGGCUACGAUGAAGGCAGCAUCAUUAUCAAGCUGGGUCGAGAGGAACCAGCCAUGUCCAUGGACACCAAUGGGAAAAUUAUCUGGGCCAAGCACAGCGAGGUACAGCAGGCCAACUUGAAGGCCAUGGGUGACGCUGAGAUCAAAGACGGGGAGAGGCUUCCGCUGGCUGUCAAAGACAUGGGCAGCUGUGAGAUCUACCCCCAAACCAUCCAGCAUAAUCCUAAUGGAAGGUUUGUUGUGGUGUGUGGAGAUGGAGAGUAUAUCAUCUAUACUGCUAUGGCUUUGAGGAACAAGAGCUUUGGUUCAGCACAGGAAUUUGUCUGGGCUCAUGACUCCUCUGAAUAUGCCAUCAGGGAAAGCAACAGCAUUGUCAAAAUCUUCAAGAACUUCAAGGAAAAGAAAUCUUUUAAGCCAGACUUUGGAGCUGAAGGUAUUUAUGGUGGUUUCUUGCUUGGGGUGAGGUCAGUGAAUGGUCUUGCCUUCUAUGACUGGGAGAACACAGAAUUGAUCCGCCGCAUAGAGAUCCAGCCCAAACAUAUCUUCUGGUCCGAUUCUGGUGAGCUGGUCUGCAUUGCCACAGAGGAGUCUUUCUUCAUCCUGCGUUACCUGGCAGACAAAGUUGCUGCCUCCCAGGAGUCCAACGAAGGAGUCACAGAGGAUGGUAUUGAGGAUGCCUUUGAGGUCCAAGGAGAGAUUCAGGAGAUUGUCAAGACUGGACUCUGGGUGGGAGACUGCUUCAUCUACACCAGCUCUGUCAACAGACUCAACUACUUUGUUGGAGGAGAGAUUGUCACUAUUGCCCACUUGGACAGGACCAUGUACUUACUGGGUUACAUCCCUAAGGAUGACCGUCUCUACCUGGGAGACAAGGAGCUGAACAUUGUGAGUUACUCUCUGCUGGUGUCCGUCCUGGAGUACCAGACUGCUGUAAUGAGGAGGGACUUUGGGAUGGCUGACAAGGUGCUUCCCACAAUCCCCAAAGAGCAAAGGACCAGGGUGGCCCAUUUCCUGGAGAAACAGGGUUUCAAGCAACAGGCCCUGGCUGUGUCCACAGACCCAGAACACAGGUUUGAGCUGGCUCUGCAGCUGGGAGAACUGAAGAUAGCCUACCAGCUGGCUGUGGAGGCUGAGUCAGAGCAGAAGUGGAAGCAGUUGGCAGAGCUGGCCAUCAGUAAGUGCCAGUUCAGUCUGGCCCAAGAGUGUCUCCACCAUGCCCAGGACUAUGGUGGCCUACUCCUCCUUGCCACAGCCUCUGGUAAUGCUGCCAUGGUGGGCAAGCUGGCUGAGGGAGCAGAGCGGGACGGAAAAAACAAUGUGGCCUUCAUGACCUACUUCCUGCAGGGGAAACUGGAUCAGUGUCUGGAGCUGCUGAUCAGGACUAACCGACUGCCAGAGGCUGCCUUCCUGGCUCGCACCUACCUGCCCAGCCAAGUCUCUCGUGUGGUCAAACUUUGGCGGGAAAACUUGGCUAAGGUCAACCAGAAGGCGGCUGAAUCCCUAGCAGACCCCACAGAGUAUGAGAAUCUGUUCCCAGGACUGAGAGAAGCAUUUGCAGCUGAGCAUUUUCUCAGAGAGACAUGCUUGGGAACCACCAGACCUGCCAAAGACUAUCCUCUUGUCACGCCUAAUGAAGACAGGAAUAUUCUUGAAGAGGCUCAGGGAUAUGAGCCCAAAGGGACUUUUCCUCCUCCUGUCAGCAAGCCAGAGGAUAGUGAAGAGUCCGCCCCAGCAGCUGAUAUGUUUGCGUCCAUUGUAGCAGCAGUGGCAGCUCCCGUUGCUGCAGCAGUGCAGCCAUUACUGCCUGAGCCAUUAGUGGCUCUUGCAAAAGAGGAGGAGCAAAAUGAUGAAGAAAUCCCACAGCUGGCACAGGAUAAGUCUCUGGACGAACUGGAAGUGGACCUGGACAACAUGGAGCUGGAUGACAUUGACACCACGGAUGUUAACCUCGAUGAUGAUUUUCUAGAUGACUGAGAUCUUCUUCCCUUCCAGUCACUAACAACGCUUCAGAGUUUAUUUAAAAAAAAAGAGACAGAGACCAAACACCCCUUUCCCCCAUUUUGUAUUUGUACUUACUGUUAUGUUGCCAUGUCCACCUGCUGCAGUGGAAUGAUUUGAAUAGAUUAUAUCAAUAAUGUUUUUUUCCCACAGAGGGAGGAGGCACAAACUGUCUGUUUUCCGAUUUUGUACUCCAUUAAUUCAUUCACUGAGGACCUUUGACUAGCUGUGUAUUGAGCAAUGUAUUUACUCUUUGGAUUGUGUUGUCUGCCAUGUUAAAUCAAAGUUUAUUCAGUCAAAUAAACUGCAGUUGCUGUACAUAUUCA
Myripristis murdjan (pinecone soldierfish) is the source of this 3318-nucleotide messenger RNA. It is a transcript of the gene copb2, whose product is annotated as COPI coat complex subunit beta 2. Gene Ontology annotation, biological process: intra-Golgi vesicle-mediated transport; retrograde vesicle-mediated transport, Golgi to endoplasmic reticulum; intracellular protein transport. NCBI's taxonomy places the organism in Eukaryota, Metazoa, Chordata, Actinopteri, Holocentriformes, Holocentridae. The record is from RefSeq and is a predicted model, not a curated record. The transcript is spliced from 22 exons. Gene Ontology annotation, molecular function: protein binding; structural molecule activity. Bases 134 to 2968 code for a protein of 944 amino acids. Gene Ontology annotation, cellular component: COPI vesicle coat.